AAAACCUACUUAAGGACCAAGUGGCAGCAAAUCCCUGUCGGAUUUAAAGGAAAAUUGGUGGCAAUUAAUCCUGUGGGAUUGGGGAGGAAAAAGGGAAACGCCUCAGUCUGAUCUGGAGCUCAGAUCUGAUUGGAUGCUGGAGUUCCCUGGAUGGAGUGAUGGAGAGAUAAAUCUUGUCUCCAGACUCAGACUCGUGUCACCUCUGCCUCCUGAUCUGGUGCUGGUGCUGGAAAAGCAUUAGAACUGUAAUUAUAAGUAUAGUUAAACACUGAUCUGUCCUACACACAGUCAUGACAGGACGAGAGAAAGUGGAGGAAAAGCCGCACGCGAAGCUUCUAAGCACUCCGACGUAUUACGGUGCCGACAAGUCGCGCGUGAGCGGCUCCGGGUUCCGGUCCAAAGGCUUCGCCAUCACCGACCUGCUGGGGCUCGAGCCGGACUUCCGGCCGCGUCAGUCCGGUGCUGCAGAGGUCAGCGGGCAGCACGAGGGCGGUGAUGAGGGUCACGGCACCGGGAUCGGAGGCUUCUCGCUGGCCGCGGGGUCUCUGCCGCUCGGUUUGGGUUUCCUCUGCAGUCUGGCGGCGCAGCAGCCUCCCGGUGCUCCGUGUUUCCUCCCGGGACACAUCCCGCUCCUGCAGGCCCGCACUGACCGGCAUUUCAACCCCAGCACCGAGCCACAGCGGCCCGACCCCUAUUCCGAUGAUGACUGUCUUUCUGGGGAUCAUAACGAAGAGAAAACCUCGAGCAACUCUCAGAAACGGAAGAAACGGAGACACAGGACGGUGUUUACUUCUCACCAGCUGGAAGAGCUGGAGAAGGCUUUUAACGAGGCUCAUUAUCCAGAUGUUUAUGCACGGGAAAUGCUGGCCAUGAAGACAGAGCUCCCUGAGGACAGGAUACAGGUGUGGUUCCAGAACCGCCGGGCCAAAUGGAGGAAGCGGGAGAAGUGCUGGGGCCGCAGCAGUGUGAUGGCCGAAUACGGUCUGUACGGCGCCAUGGUCCGUCACUCCAUCCCUUUACCUGAAUCCAUCCUCAACUCAGCCAAAAACGGCAUGAUGGGCUCCUGCGCUCCCUGGCUUCUGGGGACUCCUCUCACUCUGCAAAAUCAGGACAAGUUAUCAGCAACACCAGGGACUGGCCCCAGCCUGAGAGGAAUGCAUAAAAAGUCCAUGGAAAUGUCCAAGAAGUCCUCGGAGAGGCCUGAAUCCACACACUCCGACCCAUACCCCGAGGAGACGAAAGGGAAAGACGGAGACGCCACAUGGCAGAGACGAGGCUCAGUGACGGACGAUUUGGAGGAUAUGGCCAUAGAUCUAUCCAGCACAUCCAAACAGGACACCAAGAGCGCUUUGAAAGUCUCGUCUCCUCAUCCUGGACCCAACAGCGACUCUGAAAAUGAGAAGUGAAAAUGGGAUGUGUACAGAUACAGGCGAAAAUAUGGACCUCUGUUUUGAACCUGUGUGUCUCCUCAUUACUGAUUUUGCUUUUGUUGUUUUAAUUGUUUAAUAUUAAUUAUUUAAUGUCAUGGGGAAUGAAAUGGCUAUGAGAUGAUGGCUAUAAGUGUACAAGUGUGUUACCCAUCCAGUCACUUAGAACAGGUUAUUUAUUUUAUAUUUACAAAAGAUGAAGUAUUUUCUUUUUUUUUUUACUAAUGUGUCCUCGUUGCAAAAAAAAAAAAGUCUGUCACUAAAGAAGCUGCUGCUCAACACGCACAGCUCUGAAGCACUUUAUCUGCGUUAUUGCUAAAGAUUCAACAAAGCAAUGAAAUGCCAGCAAAUCAUCACAGAGCAACAAAUAAAGGAUUAGUUUAUGUAUUUGGUGUAAAUGGAUUCUUCCUCUUUAAUUCUGCAGGAUUGGGCAAGUGAACAAAGGCAUUUCUGUGUGUCUGUGUGGGUGUUUUUUUUUUUUUUUUUGGUUACACCAUGAGU
Messenger RNA from Pangasianodon hypophthalmus (striped catfish), 1928 nucleotides. It is a transcript of the gene vsx1, whose product is annotated as visual system homeobox 1 homolog, chx10-like. The transcript has 6 exons. Gene Ontology annotation, biological process: regulation of DNA-templated transcription. Gene Ontology annotation, cellular component: nucleus. Gene Ontology annotation, molecular function: DNA-binding transcription factor activity, RNA polymerase II-specific; transcription cis-regulatory region binding. NCBI's taxonomy places the organism in Eukaryota, Metazoa, Chordata, Actinopteri, Siluriformes, Pangasiidae. The record is from RefSeq and is a predicted model, not a curated record. The coding region runs from base 291 to 1406 and encodes 371 amino acids.